Messenger RNA from Peniophora sp. CBMAI 1063, 741 nucleotides. The record is from the annotation of a GenBank genome assembly. NCBI's taxonomy places the organism in Eukaryota, Fungi, Basidiomycota, Agaricomycetes, Russulales, Peniophoraceae.
AUGGUCUUGCCACAAUGGAUGUCGACGGUUGCAUCCGUAGGGAUGGCGAUCGGCCCGUCUCUCGUCUAUGCCGACCAGGCGUACUCCAUAGUACGCAAGAAAGACGCUACUGGAUUCUCGCGUGAUAUCUGCGCCGUACUGCUACUCGCGAAUAUCAUGCGCUGCUACUUCUGGCUCGGCGACCCCUUCGAAUUCGCGCUGCUCAUGCAGAGUAUAUUGCUCAUACUCUCCAUGCUUGCGAUGCUUUAUAUCUGUAUCCUGUACAAGCCCAUCACGAGCCCAGAGAACCUCGGCGCAAGCACACGACCCGGCUCAUUCUGGCAGUGGGCGACGUACGCGCAAUACGUCGAGUUCCUCGCCGGAUACAUUGUCGUUCUGACAAUCCUAUUCCUCAUCUUCGGGCGCUACGACGCCUUCGUCCAAGUUCUCGGGUUCGUCGCUCUCGGUAUUGAAAGCACGCUGCCCUUCCCGCAACUGUACAACAACUUCAAAAAUAAGACGCUGUACGGCUUCCGGUUGUCGACGCUCGCGGGCUGGGUCGGCGGAGACGCCUUCAAGGCUGCCUACUUCUUCUCCCAAGGCUCGCCCAUCCCUUUCAAGUUCGGCUCCAUCGUUCAACUAAGCGCCGACUGCGUGAUCAUCGUACAACGAGUGAUGUAUGGCGCUGCUCCUCCGCCUCCCGCAUCAAUAGAGGCGCUUGAGGAAGAGCAACAGGCGUUGGCGUUGGAAGGAGACGUGUAG